This is a messenger RNA of Thyridium curvatum, 1086 nucleotides long. RefSeq lists its product as uncharacterized. The transcript has a single exon. Lineage: Eukaryota; Fungi; Ascomycota; Sordariomycetes; Thyridiales; Thyridiaceae. The coding region runs from base 1 to 1086 and encodes 361 amino acids. The record is from RefSeq and is a predicted model, not a curated record.
AUGACACAACCCGCCGGACCAGAUCCACAAGUUGAUCUCUUUUGCCAUCAAUAUCUCCAGCUUGAGAAGGACUUGGACUAUCCGGGUGAAGAACUAUUACGCAAGGAAGAAACGCAAGAUGAUCUCUACAGCCGAUUGUUCUCAGGCACAGCCUUAUCGCAUCCGCCGCCUGUGCGCUAUCAACUUCGCGUUCUCAAGGAGCUGGUGGCAAGGAUAGAGUCAAGCAUCGACGACUGGGAGCAGCAUGUGAGUGACUCGCCUUUCCAAAAAACCGAUUUCCACGCUAACCUGGCCGUCUUGCAGGGCAUACAUGACGGACUCAUGGAGAGGAUGACGAUUUUGCUUGCUCAGCCGCUGCCUUCAGAGGCGGUGGCAGCCCAACAGAAGAGCUACGUGUCUUACUACCUGUCAGGUCUCGAGAUGCCCGACAACCACGCGCAGCCUGAAAUUACCAUCUUGGAGUCUCGCUUUCUGAUAUCCGCCGGCGGGACCACCGGUCUGCGGACGUGGGAGGCGGCUCUCCACCUAGGGCAAUAUCUCUGCUCGCGGCCAGACAUCGUCAAAUCAAAACGCGUGCUCGAGCUUGGAGCCGGAACAGGAUACCUUUCGAUCUUAUGCGCCAAAUACCUAGGUGCCCAGCAUGUCUUGGCAUCAGACGGAUCAGAGGAUGUGGUCAACAAUCUACCCGAGAGCUUCUAUCUCAAUGGCCUUCAGGGGUCAGAAGCGGUGAUGGCGACAGAGCUGCUCUGGGGACACGCGCUCCUAGGGACUGAGGAGGCCGAAUGGAAUGGCGGGAGGCCAGUAGAUGUGGUCCUGGGUGCGGACAUUACAUACGAUGGCAGCGUGAUACCCUCGCUGGUGGCUACAUUGGAAGAGCUGGUCAGUCUCCACCCGCGCGUCGACAUCAUCAUCUCGGCGACGGAGAGGAACAGGGAGACCUUUGAGACGUUCAAAGGGGUGACGGCCAAGGCUGGAUUCGCCGUCGAGACUGUCGACUUUCCGAUCACGCCGCGGAAGGAGCAGAGGGGACCGUUCUACAGUGAUAGCGUGCCGAUUCACAUAUGCAGACUGAGGCGUCAGGGGUAG